AAAACUACACACAAGAUCUACACUACACGGAAACACUAAAAAAACUGCAUAAAAAAUAAUAAAGAUAACAUUAUAAACUAUCUACAGAUGGCAUAUGCACAUGUCUAUAGAGAAUGAACCGCUUGCACGUGGAUAGCGCGGCUCCGAAGUAUCAGAGCGGCAAGUGGUCAUGGGAUGAGAAAGCGGAUGGACUGCAUUUUCAGCAAUUCUUCGACUUGGAGAAUGCAAACGACCGCUAUGUGUUUACGAACGGAUAUAGGUUCCUGCGGACGAUCAACCAGGAGGAGGAGCUGGUCUUCCGGGAGCUGUUCGCCCGACCCGACACCACAUUCGAUGCGGAUACCGUGGUGAUUAACGACGUACGCGAUCUGGUAUUGUUCAUGAUGCCGAAAGAGUUCAUCUCUAGGAAGUUUUUAGAGUUCAUGCAUAAGCCAGCUGUCCAUAGGCUGCUCCAUGCUCUCAUCAUAUACUUUGAGUAUUUUCUGCGCCUGGUAGAGUUCCUGCUGAUUCGCCGCGACGAGCUGUCUGGGAAUAUGGCGCAGGUGCAAAGCGAGCAGACCAACGAGAUGAAGCGAAUAUUCUCAACGAACCUGAGGCUGUAUCGCAUGCUGGUCGCUCGGAACUACAGCGCGAUCGUGCUAGGCGACGGCGAAUUGAAGAAGUUCUACCAUACCAAGGAGGUCGUCAACAUAUCGUCAACGAUCAAGGAUCUAUACUUUUACGAAUACUUUCUAGCGGUCAGCACUCAGAUCGUCUGGAUCACGAUGCAUAGGCGAGCCUACUACGUGAUCGAGAUGGAAAUGAAUCGACUUUUUCGAUCCGAACACUUUCUAAGUAACUGCCCGAAGUACCUCAAAUUCACACCGGUCGAGCGAUCCCUGCUCUAUGGCUGCAACAGCAAGAUCUUUAAUUAUCGCGCCCAGAUUUCGCCGCUGAUUCAGGAGCUGAGGAACGUAGCCGAGGAGGAUAUGCCGGUGCUAUGGAUAGGCGAGCGUAAGUAUCGCGGCACCGAUGCCCGAAUUGCCCAGGUGGAGAUGGAAUAUAUUGUGCCGGGGCCCCAGCUGCAUAUGAUAGACGUGGCCCACGGCAUACUGGGGCAUCCGAAGAAGCUAUACGAUACGAUCCUGAUGCUGGACUGGCCGUCGGUGCGCUUCGCCAACUAUUCGAUGCAGCACGAUCCCUACUACAUCAUACGACAGCCCAGCCUGACCCUGCCCAACUUCGACGAGCUGAAGCAGCGUAAAAUGGCGCAGAGCUAUGAGAAGUACUACCGCCUGUUUCGCAUCUACGAGGCAUGCAGCCACGAAACUCUAAUGAACUGGUUGCAUCGCGAGCAGAUCAUGACCUACUAUAAGAAGGGCGGUGAUCUCUUCAACAUAUUUGCGCGCUGCGAGCAUCAGCUAGUCGGCGAGGACAAGCGACCGGCUGUGGCCAAGAUAGUCGCCAACUACUUCAGUGUCAUAUCCAGGCUGCGCAAGAAGAAGACCGAACUGUUGGCCACAGGCGCGACAACUGUCAGCUAUAAGAAGGAGGGCCAAGACUACUUCUUUGACUAGAGGCGUCAUUUUAGACUUAUACUUUUAUAUUCGCACACAAUAAAACUUGUAACAC
This is a messenger RNA of Drosophila navojoa, 1611 nucleotides long. Its product is annotated as protein phosphatase 1 regulatory subunit 36. Lineage: Eukaryota; Metazoa; Arthropoda; Insecta; Diptera; Drosophilidae. Gene Ontology annotation, molecular function: phosphatase binding. The record is from RefSeq and is a predicted model, not a curated record. Gene Ontology annotation, biological process: negative regulation of phosphatase activity.